AUGUCAGAACGAAAAGCCAUUAACAAGUACUACCCGCCUGAUUAUAAUCCUAUUGAGGCAGAGAAACAAGCUCGUAAGCUAGCUAAAAAAUUGAAGACUAAGAAUAGGAAUGUUGUGACGAUCAGAUUGAUGACUCCAUUCUCGAUGAAAUGUCUGAAAUGCUCUGAGUUUAUACCCAAGAGCAGGAAGUUCAACGGUAAGAAAGAACUUAUUCCAGAGAGAUAUUUAGACACCAUAAAGAUAUAUCGAUUGAGCAUAAAAUGCCCCGCCUGUAAUAAUUUAAUCAGUUUUAAGACAGAUCCUAAAUCUUCUGAUUAUGUUAUGGAGAUUGGUGGAGUAAGAAAUCAUUUUAGUAAAACUGAGGAAGAUAAUCAAAAGGGAAAUAAAACAGAGACUGUAGACGAGGCCUUGGAAAGAUUACUCAAAGUGCAGAAAGAAGAAGAACAAGAACUGACGGGGGAAAAUGAUGUCGAAGAUAAGAUGGAACUAUUGGAACAAAAACUUACACAAUUACAAAAACAACAACAGGAUGAUGAAGAACUAGAGCGGAUGAAAAAAAAUUCAUACAUAAGAAUGAAGCAGACUCCACAUAUAGGUGUAGAACAAAAAGAUGAUUCGAAAGAUAUAAUAAUGGACAAUGAAUAUGAAAGAAAGGCUGAACAAGCUUUCUCAAACAAUAACACAAACCUUAAUGAAUCUAAAAUAGAUUUCGAUGAUCCAGAAAAUAAAACAUUUUUUAAGAAGAAUAACCUUAUUAAAGUGCAUAAGAAGAAAGUCAUCAAAAAAGUUAAUCCUUUAGGUAUAUCAAUCAAAAAGAAGAAAUAA
This is a messenger RNA of Tetrapisispora phaffii CBS 4417, 825 nucleotides long. RefSeq names its product mRNA splicing protein YJU2 (gene YJU2). The record is from RefSeq and is a predicted model, not a curated record. Gene Ontology annotation, cellular component: U2-type catalytic step 1 spliceosome. NCBI's taxonomy places the organism in Eukaryota, Fungi, Ascomycota, Saccharomycetes, Saccharomycetales, Saccharomycetaceae. The transcript has a single exon. Gene Ontology annotation, biological process: mRNA splicing, via spliceosome. Bases 1 to 825 code for a protein of 274 amino acids.